Messenger RNA from Ochlerotatus camptorhynchus, 1697 nucleotides. It is a transcript of the gene Fntb, whose product is annotated as Farnesyl transferase beta subunit. The coding region runs from base 120 to 1574 and encodes 484 amino acids. Gene Ontology annotation, molecular function: protein farnesyltransferase activity. Gene Ontology annotation, biological process: protein farnesylation. The transcript has 4 exons. Lineage: Eukaryota; Metazoa; Arthropoda; Insecta; Diptera; Culicidae. The record is from RefSeq and is a predicted model, not a curated record. Gene Ontology annotation, cellular component: protein farnesyltransferase complex.
AAAAAAUAUAGUCUCGGAAAAGAAAAACAUAUGCGUAAAUUUAUCAGUGAAUUCAGUGACUUUUAAUGUAAAAACUAUUCUUCAUUCAAUAACCGACCACUGCAAGCCCGGACAUCAUAAUGGCCUCGGAGGAGCCCCGCGAUUUGACGCAAUUCAAGCGCUACAAAACCAACGAAGAAGGACGGAAAACUUUUUCAUCCAUCGAACAGAUCAAAACGGAAGCAUCGAUCGAACGGUUCUACGAUCGCUAUGAGCAGCUGGCCGCGCUGGAUCCGUCCCUGCCGAAGCUGAUGCGUACCGAACAUGCUCGCUAUCUGGAGAUCUCGCUGGAACGGCUAUCCACUGGGUACGAGUGUCUGGACAGUAGCCGGCCCUGGCUGGUCUACUGGAUAAUGAAUGCGGCCAGCGUGCUGGGGGUGAAAUUCAACGACAGUUUGCUCAAUCGGGUGGUGGAUUUUCUGAUUAAGUGUCGAGGUCAGGACGGUGGAUUUGCCGGUGGUCCCGGUCAGGAUCCGCAUCUAGCACCGACCUAUGCUGCCGUGAAUGCCUUGUGCAUUAUCGGCACUGAUAAAGCACUGAAUGCGAUUAAUCGAAGGACGCUCAAGAAAUUUCUGUGGGCCGUGAGGGAGCAAAACGGAGCUUUUAGGAUGCAUGUGGGUGGCGAACUGGACGUCCGUGGUGCUUAUUGUGCUAUAUCCUCGGCAAAAUUGGCUGCAUUUUCUGCGGAAGACGAGGGAAAACUGUUCGAAGGUACGGCCAGCUGGAUCGCCGAAUGUCAAACUUACGAAGGAGGCUUCGGAGGCGCUCCGGAUUUGGAGGCACAUGGAGGGUACUCCUUUUGUGCGGCAGCUGCACUGGCCAUUCUGGGUGGGGAAGACAAGUGCGAUCUGAAUGCACUGCUUCGGUGGGCAGUCAAUCGUCAAAUGGCCUACGAGGGUGGUUUUCAGGGACGUACGAACAAGCUGGUGGAUGGAUGCUACUCGUUCUGGCAGGGGGCGUUGAUUCCGAUCAUUCAGAGCUUGAUUGCUCGCAAGGAAAACUACCCGGAAAUUAUGAACACAGCCUUGUUCCAUCGCUUUGCAUUGCAGGAGUACGUUUUAGUCUGCUGUCAGAAGCCUGCCGGAGGUUUGAUCGAUAAGCCUGGGAAGCCAGCCGAUCUCUACCACACAUGUUAUACGUUGAGUGGAACUGCUGUAGCUCAGCACUGUGAAACUAGCAAGCCGCCACUAAUUCUGGGUCAUCCGGAUAACGAACUGCUGCCAACCCAUCCGGUGCACAACAUCCCACCCAAGGCGGUACUCGAUGCCUACAAGUACUUUCUCAAGAACGAACUAAUCGAAGCGGAACAUACCAACGGUCAGUGCAAUGGGGAAGAUGCCGCAACAGCUGCUCCCGCUAGUGCCGACGUCGAAGUGGCAGAUGUGGAAAUGCGAGAGGCAUCGAUGGAAUCGGAACGUUCGAACACGGCUAGUACUGGUGCCAGUACGACGACGACAAGAUCUGAAACAACGGAUUCGAUGUCCGGUACAAGCAGCCAAAGAAGCUCGGAGGAGCGAUCGGAAUCGAUCGAUUGAAACUAGUUGCUAGUGGAAUGUGAAGUGUCCAUACGACGACAGAUGGACCUGCCGGAAACAAGCUAGCUUUAAACAGUGUUGUUCAAUCCUUUCUUAUACCUGUCUGCUGAUUUGAUACAUAAU